Molecule: messenger RNA, 636 nt
Organism: Pocillopora verrucosa
Lineage: Eukaryota; Metazoa; Cnidaria; Anthozoa; Scleractinia; Pocilloporidae
Source: RefSeq, a predicted model, not a curated record
AUGUGGCGCUCGCUAAACUCCGUGAUUGGUUCUAAUAACCAGGGGGGCUCUCCUUUUCAAGUACAUGGCGGGAAACGUUUUGUAUCGGAGCCAAAAAGCGUAGCAACAAAAUUCAACAAGUUUUUUGCUGCCAUUGGCAGCAAAGUUGCUGGUCGAUUGCGCCCUGUGAGUAAGGACGCAUGGAAGAAAUAUGAAACAGUGAAAGAAGCAAACAAGCAGAGUAAUAUCAAAUCCACCUUGGACUUUCAACGGGUUGAACAGAACACUGUUCAAAGCAUUUUGCAUUCUUUGAAAGUUAAUAAGGCAGCUGGACUUGACAGAAUUCCAGCAAGGCUGCUAAAAGAUUCUGAGGCGGAGCUUGCUCCGUCAAUCACCUAUCUUGUGAACAAAUCAAUUAGCGAUGGUAUUGUCCCUGAUCUGUGGAAAGUUGCACGUGUUAUUCUUUUAUACAAGGCUAAUGAUAAACUGCAAGUUGAGAACUAUCGGCCUAUCUCUGUGUUGCCAGUAUCGAGUAAAGUCGUAGAAAGAGUGGUGCAUUCCCAGUUGAAUGCCAUCUACAUCAGCUAGAUUUUCUGUAUCAACAUCAGUAUGGCUUUAGGCGUGGGCAUAGCACUGAACAAGCUAUCACACAAUUGA